GAAAGGAGGAUCCAAUCUAAGUAUCUACCCAAUAAAAGAAUUUCUUUUUUUAUUCCUCUUUGACUGGGACCAAAAAUAGCAAAAAAGCUGUUCGUCAGACAUCCAAGAAAUUUUUUUGUUUGUUAAAUUGCUUAUUAUUAUGUUUAAAAGAAAAGUGAGGGAAUUUUCGAGAGAGAAAUGUUGGCAAUGGAGAAGGAUGUUGAUCCAAAGCUUAGGGUUCAAGGAACCAAUAAUAAUAAGGUUGAUGAUGAGAAAAAUUGUAAUAGUUCUUCCAAUGGUGGAGCUUCCAACAAUAUUCUGAAAUCUAAAAGCUUUUCAUUUAGAGCUCCUCAGGAGAAUUUCAGUAUUGAGGAUUUUGAAUUAGGCAAGAUCUAUGGCGUUGGUUCCUAUUCAAAGGUUGUAAGGGCAAAGAAGAAAGAUACCGGAAAGGUGUAUGCAUUGAAGGUCAUGGACAAAAAGUUCAUCACCAAAGAAAACAAAACAGCUUACGUAAAGUUGGAACGUAUUGUGCUCGAUCAACUGGACCAUUCUGGUGUUGUGCGGCUAUAUUUUACAUUUCAAGAUACUUUUUCCCUGUACAUGGCACUUGAAUCCUGUGAAGGUGGAGAGCUUUUUGACCAAAUAACAAGAAAAGGUCGUUUAUCAGAGGAUGAAGCUCGUUUUUAUACUGCAGAGCUUGUAGAUGCUCUUGAAUACAUACAUGGCAUGGGAUUGAUACAUAGAGAUAUUAAGCCAGAGAAUUUGCUACUCACCAAAGAUGGCCAUCUUAAGGUGGCAGACUUUGGUAGUGUAAAGCCACUGCAAGAUAGCCGAAUUACAGUCCUUCCCAAUGCAGCCUCAGAUGAUAAAGCAUGCACUUUUGUGGGGACGGCUGCAUAUGUUCCUCCUGAAGUCCUUAACUCUUCUCCAGCAACUUUCGGAAAUGACAUCUGGGCACUUGGCUGCACCUUGUACCAAAUGCUUUCAGGGACUUCUCCAUUUAAAGAUUCAAGUGAAUGGCUUAUAUUUCAAAGAAUUAUAGCCAGAGAUAUAAGAUUUCCAAAUUAUUUUUCUGAAGAAGCCAGAGACCUUAUUGAUCGCUUAAUGGAUAUUGAUCCCAGUAGGCGAGCAGGUGCUGGACCCGAUGGUUAUGCUGCAGUCAAGAGUCAUCCUUUCUUUAAGGGAGUUGACUGGAGUAAUGUAAGAGCAGAAACCCCUCCGAAGCUUGCAUUAAAGACAGGGGCUCAUUCAAGUGAUGGUGAUGAUCAUAGCGAUUCUUCACAGAAUCCAACCCACCUCCGAAAUGGUUCAGGUAGACAAAAUGAUGGACCAUUGUCGGCUGAAUCAUCUGGCCAUAUAACUAGAUUGGCCUCAAUUGACUCCUUUGACUCGAAAUGGCAACAAUUUUUGGAACCGGGAGAAUCAGUUCUUAUGAUCUCAAUGGUGAAGAAACUACAGAAGUUAUCAAGCAAGAAGGUGCAACUUAUCCUCACCAACAAGCCGAAAUUGAUUUACGUAAAUCCUUCGAAAUUGGUUGUAAAAGGGAAUAUUAUUUGGUCUGACAAUUCUAGUGACCUCAGCGUCCAGGUCACAAGUCCAUCACAGUUCAAAAUUUGCACGGCAAAAAAGGUAUUGUCAUUCGAUGAUGUGAAACAAAGAGCAUGGCAGUGGAAAAAAGCUAUCGAGGGCCUUCAAAACCAGUGAAGUGAUUUUAUUCAUUGUCAUGAAGCACAUUCUUCAGACAUUCUGAUAUUAUUAACUCAAGAGCCGUUUAAACAAUCGACAUCUCGAAGAAAACGUUUAUGUCAUGAAAACGGCUUGAGACUUUUUUGAUUCAACAGCUGUUUUGUGGUGUAGGCUGCUCUUUCGGUUCACAUUAAGCUUUCAUCCACUCUUUUGUGGAAUUAGGUAUGUAUGUAUGCAUGUAGGUUAUAAGGGUUUUCCUACAUGUUUCAAGCUUGUCUGAUAUGAAUUUACAGUCUAAAAUAUGAUUUUGAUAGGGAAAAAAAGAAAAAAGAAGAGGUGAUUUUGCUGUUAAAUUACAGUUUUCAAUUGAAAGUAGAUGUUUCAAAGUCAUUAAUGAAAAAUAUUUUCAUGAAAUAGUUCUUUGAGAAUUAAUUUAUGGUGGAAUUAUGAUUGAACCGAUGAAUUUUAUUGAUAUAAUUGUAUUUAUUGUGCAAGUUUUAAA
Gossypium raimondii (Peruvian cotton) is the source of this 2167-nucleotide messenger RNA. RefSeq names its product 3-phosphoinositide-dependent protein kinase 2. The record is from RefSeq and is a predicted model, not a curated record. The coding region runs from base 178 to 1683 and encodes 501 amino acids. The transcript is spliced from 11 exons. Gene Ontology annotation, biological process: intracellular signal transduction; peptidyl-serine phosphorylation. Gene Ontology annotation, molecular function: ATP binding; protein serine/threonine kinase activity. NCBI's taxonomy places the organism in Eukaryota, Viridiplantae, Streptophyta, Magnoliopsida, Malvales, Malvaceae.